CUGGGUGUGGAGACGUCACGUCACCGACUGCGGCAUCCCUUCCCGGGCGGAGCAAGGACUGCGGCAGCGCUGCAGAAGCGUGAGCCGAGGCGGAGCGGCCACCGCGACCGCGCCGAGACCGAGGAGCCGGAGUUGGAGCCGGAGUUGGAGCCAUGUCUCCGGGCAGCCCCGCCGCGCUGUGUCUCCUCUUUACCGUCAUCUCCCGCGCAGCCGGGAGCCUGCAUCCAGAGAGUCUGUUCCCGGGGAGUCUGACCGCCUCCAGGUGUAAACAUAGGCUGGCCACGCCGCAGUUCUCCAGCGCCUUCACCGCCUCCUCGUACUCCACCUUCUACUCGCCUGGAUACGGCCGUCUGCACGGGGGAUGGGGGUGGUCUCCCCAGGUGUCCGACCGCCUCCCCUGGCUGCAGGUUGACCUGUGGCAGAGGUCGAUGGUGACGGCGGUGGCGACCCAGGGCACCUAUAACUCCCGCGACUGGGUGACCCGCUACCUCCUCCUCUACAGUGACCACGGCCACAGCUGGCAGCCCUUCUACCAGCUGGGCCACAACUGGACUUUCUCCGGGAACCGGAACGCAGACUACGAUGUCCGGCACGACCUAUGGCGCCCGGUGUUGGCGCGAUUCGUCCGCUUCGUGGCCAUCAGUUGGCGGCCGCGGCGCUACGUCGGCCUCAGGGUGGAGGUGUACGGCUGCCCUACGGCAAAUUCUGACAUGGUCUCCUUCGACGGCAACAGUUCUCUGAGCUACCGGUUCCAAGAGUGGAAUACGCGAACACUAUUCGACUCUAUCUCGUUCAACUUCAAGACGUGGGCUGAGGAGGGACUGCUCAUGCACAGCGAGGGCGAGCAGGGGGACCACAUCACCGUGGAGUUGGUGCAAGCACGGCUACUCUUUCAUGUUAACCUAGGCAGCAGUGUGGUGCACACGGUGAGAGGCGACACCACGGUCACCAUGGGCAACCUGCUGGAUGACCAACACUGGCACAUGGUUCACAUCGAGCGCUACGGGCAGCACGUGAACCUGACGCUGGACGGACACACCGAGCGCUUCCACACCAACGGCCACUUUGAUUACCUGGACCUGCAUUCAGCGAUCUAUUUCGGCGGUCACCCUGUGCUCACCCCUGCGAGAGGAGCCGUGAUUGACAAGCCCAACUUCCAAGGGUGUCUGGAGAACAUCUUGUACAAUAACAUCAGCGUCAUUGACGUGGCCAGAAAGAGACAUUCGCGGACGCAGAUCUUGGGCGAUGUGCGCUUUCACUGCCCGCGGGCUCUUGGUCCAGGGCCGCCCGCCUCCCCCGUCACCUUCGUGUCGGCCGCCAGCUUCCUGCAGCUCCCGGGGCAGCCGCUGCUUCACCAACUCGCCCUCAACUUCAGCUUCCGCUCGAUGGCGCCCCGCGGCCUCCUGCUCUUCACCAACUUCUCCCGCGGCCUCGGAUCCCUGCAGCUGGCGCUGAGCGGCGGCCAGAUCAACACCACUGUACAGCAGAGCGGUGGCCGGCGGCUGGAGUUCGCCGCAGGCUUCAACCUGACUGACGGCCAUUGGCACUCGGUGAACCUGUUGGUUCGGAUGGACUCUGUGGUCAUAAUCAUUGACGGACAAGAGGACUCGGCGGUGAAGGUCAACCAGGCGCUGCGGGUCGAGACCGGAGACAACUACUUCUUUGGAGCGUGUCCAGCCAGCGUGAAGAACUCGGGCUGUUUCUCCAACGCCAGCGAGUUCCAUGGCUGCAUGAGGCUCAUCCACAUCGACAAUUACCCUGUUGACCUGGAGCUCGUCAAAAGACGCCAACUGGGCCGAUAUUCCGAGAUGCUGUUCAACACGUGUGGAGUCACAGACCGGUGUACACCGAACCUGUGUGAACACGGGGGCGUGUGUCUGCAAACCGCCGAUAACUUUCUGUGCGACUGCGAGCGGACCGGGUACAAAGGAGUGACCUGUCACAAUUCUCUCUACCCAGAGUCGUGCGACGGCUACAGGAGACUGGGGGUCAGGACCUCGGGAAACUACACCAUCGACCCGGACGGCAGCGGCCCCGCCAGACCAUUCACGGUGCAUUGCAGCAUCUCUGAGGCCAGGGCUUGGACAGUGGGGGGGGAGGGGCUCGCUGGGGCCGACCCGGCCACAAUCCCGCGGACAACCGCCCUCGGACCAUCCUCCACUGGCACAGCCGCCGCUGCUACAUGA
This is a messenger RNA of Amblyraja radiata (thorny skate), 2186 nucleotides long. RefSeq names its product contactin associated protein 1 (gene cntnap1). Lineage: Eukaryota; Metazoa; Chordata; Chondrichthyes; Rajiformes; Rajidae. The transcript is spliced from 14 exons. The record is from RefSeq and is a predicted model, not a curated record. The coding region runs from base 153 to 2186 and encodes 677 amino acids.